AUGCCUGGAAGUAGUGAUGAGUUUAAGGCUAGUAGGGGAUGGUUUGAAAACUUUAAAAAGAGAACUGGGAUCUACAGUGUUGUUGCGCAUGGAGAGGCUGCUAGUUCGAAUGUGGAUGCAGCAGAAAAUUUUGUGAAGAAAUUUAAUGAGUUUGUGAACACUGAGGGGUAUGUGGCACAACAGGUGUUCAACUGUGAUGAGGCAGGCCUCUUCUGGAAAAAGAUGACAAGGAGGACCUACGUAACUAAGGAAGAGAAGUCUUUACCAGGUCAUAAGCCAAUGAAAGACAGGCUUACUCUCUUGUUGUGUGGUAAUGCUAGUGGAGACUGCAAGAUAAAGCUUUUGAUUGUGUACCACUCAGAGAAUCCACGUGUAUUCAAAAAGAACAAUGUUAUGAAGAGCAAGUUUAAUGUUAUGUGGAGGGCAAACAUGAAAGCAUGGGUUACCAGGCAGUUCUUCACUAAGUGGAUUCAUGAGGAGUUUGACCCUGCUGUGAAGGCUUAUCUUGAGGAAAAUAAUCUACCCCUGAAGGCUCUUCUUGUGAUGGACAACGCUCCUUCUUCUCCUCCAGGCUUGGAAGAAGACUUGGUGGGCAAAUAUAGUUUCAUCAAAGUUAAGUUCUUGUCCCCCAAUACCACUCCUCUCAUCCAGCCCAUGGACCAGCAAGUUAUCUCAAAUUUCAAAAAACUGUACACCAAGGCUAUGUUCCAGAGACGCUUUAAGGAGACGAACGAGACCGAACUGACCCUCAGAGACUUUCGGAAAGAUCAUUAUAAUAACCUCCAUUGCUUAAGAAUCAUAGACAAAGUGUGGAGGGAAGUGUCUCUGAGGUCAAUGAUCUCUGCCUGGAAGAAACUCUGGCCUGAAUGUGUUGCAGGGAGAGACUUUGAAGGCUUUGAAGAACCGCCUGUUGUGCCUGUUAUUGUGUCUCUGGGCAAGUCCAUGGGCUUGGAGGUGAGUGAAGAGGAUGUGGAGGAGUUAAUAGAGGACCUCAAGAAUGAACUCACCACAGAAGAACUUCAGCACCUCCACAAGACACAGCAAGAAGAAGUGGCAGAGGAAAUUUCUUCAGAGGAGGAAGAGAGAGCUAGUGGGAACAUUUCCAGUGCUGAAAUUAAGGAACUGUGCUUCCUGUGGUCUAAAGCACAGGCCAUUGUCGAAAAGUGGCAUCCUAACAAGGCAGUGGUCAAUAGGAGCAUAAACAUGUUCAAUGACAAUGUGAUUAACCACUUCAGAAAAAUUCAGAAAAGUCGCCAACACCAGACAAUUUUGGAAAGGUGGUUCUCUAAAGAAAGCCAGUCCACUGAGCCCCAGCCCUCUACAAGUGGUCUUAGUGUUAUGAGAAUGAAGAGAAAAAGACAGCAAACACCAGAGCCCAGUUACCUGAUGUUAUUAUGGAAGGUGACUCACUUUCCAAGCAGUAAACCCUCUCCCUCCUUCCUCCUCUUCAGCUUCCACAUGCACCAUUAG
Molecule: messenger RNA, 1470 nt
Organism: Hemiscyllium ocellatum (epaulette shark)
Lineage: Eukaryota; Metazoa; Chordata; Chondrichthyes; Orectolobiformes; Hemiscylliidae
Product: tigger transposable element-derived protein 1-like
Exons: 1
Coding region: 1-1470 (489 amino acids)
Cellular component (GO): nucleus
Molecular function (GO): DNA binding
Source: RefSeq, a predicted model, not a curated record